GUUCGCCAUUUCUUUUCUUUUUCUCUCAGGCUGAGACUGAGAGGGAGGGAAUCAAUCUCAAAAACAGAAAAACAUGACUGACCUCUAUGGAAGUGGAUGAGAGAAGGAAGAACAUGAGCCUAUCAUAAAAAGGUCGUUCAGCUACGGUUCAUGUUCUUUCGGGUGGUUUUCUCAGUUGGGUGAUGAUCAGUUUCUCUGCAUGUUUGAAGGGCUUUUAAAUCUGAGUCUUCUGGGCUUGAAUUAAGAUACAGGAUCAGCAGGAAUGGAGCCAUUACUGUUUCCAGUUGCUGAUCUGGGUCUUAAAGUUAUGGGAGAUCUCAGCUGCAAAUUUAUGCAUGUAACUCUUAGCAUUUUCUUGCAUGGUGUUAGUGCCAUUGGGCAGAAGGAUCACGGGUUUUUGCAAUGAGAUUUCCGGCAAAAUUUGGAAUCCGAUGACGGUUUUCCGGUAGGUAUAAUAGAUUUUGUCUUAUAUCAUAUAUUCUUUAAUUCUUUUGGGGUGUUACAGCUUCCCUUGAAUCGUAUUCUUUGUUUUCUGAAAACAGACAUUCAUUCAAAUUUGUGAAAUAUUAGAAGAUUCUUAUUCUGAUUUCUUGCAACAAAAAUUUCCAUCGGAUUCCUCUUUUGCAUUUCUUUUCGUUUCUCUUUCUUGAAAAAAUUCACAUCCACACACACAUUCUCUCUCUCUCUCUCUCUAGUUCCCUGAAAACUGCUUUCCAGUUUUUAAUCGGAGUUCAUGAUUUUAUAAAACAAAAAAGGCAUAAUUUGCGCAUGGUCUGGAAAAAUAGAAUCAGGGAAGGAGAAGAGAAAACAGGGAAAAAAGGGGUGAUUGAAUUGAAUUUUAACAUAAAACUCAGAAAAAUAGAAAAUUGGAAGGAUAUAGAGAAUGUUGGCUGGGUGUUCUACAUUGCUGUCGCCAAGGCAUAGAUUGAGGAGUGAAGCAUCUGCGCAGUUUCAAGCUUGCCAUUUCCCGUUGCCUUCCAUGAGUACACAGAGAUUGGAGUUGCCGUGUAGUUUCUCACGGAAGGAUGCACAGCGGUCGCAGCCCAUAAGACCCGUCAGCCUUUCGGUGGAAAAACAGGUCGAAGCAAAGGGUAGUUGUUCUCUUAAACAGAAACUUCGUCUCCCUCCUUCCAUUACCACUGCUCAAACGUCAUACUGGGAAGGAAGGAGAGAGGUUGAAGAUCGAUUUUGGGAGAAGGGGAAGAGCUUGAAGCGGUUUGCCGAGCAGAGUUCAUCAGAUGAAGUGUGCGUAAGCAGAGCCAAGAGAAAGAAGAGUAGCAGUAGUACCACCUCGCCAGAUGAUUCUUCAGAAGGCGAGAGGUUGAGCGUAAGUCAGUUGGGCAGAGACCAUUUUUGGUUUCAGCAGACUGUUGGGGUCCCCCAGUCAAUCCUGGGAAUUACAGGCCUCGACCCUCCUUCGAUUCCUUUCCCUGUUUCUUCUUCUGAAGAGGAAGAAAAAGUCUGCUUUGUGCCUAGUGAAGUGAUAGUUUGUCCAACUCUUCCCUUGUCCAACAACAAUCCUUGGGUCGAGCCCGUUGUGACUGAGAUUACAGAUAAAGGUGACAGGGAUGUGGAGGCUAGCCAAGAGCCUAAAGAGGCAAGCUCAGGAUCAAGUUCAUCAGAAAGUGAUAGUUUGUCUCUAAGGCUAAACGAGAACUUUGGAAGGGAAUCUGGCAAUGGAUCUCAACUCCCUUACCCGUCUGAGAGAGCCGGAAUGUCAGCCGGCGGCGAGGAUGUCCAAGCGGAGCAUCAAGGAUUCGAGCUUGUGAGCUCACUGGUGGCCUGUGUGGAAUCAAUCGGCUCAAAGAGCAUUGCUGCCAUCAACCAUUUUCUGGCAAGACUCGGAGAGCUCGCUUCACCAGAGGGCACGUCCAUUCACCGUGUCGCUGCCUACUUCACAGAAGCUUUAGCUCUGCGCGUAGGAAGGCUCUGGCCCCAUAUUUUCCACAUCGCCGUCCCUCGGGAGCUUGGUCGGUCCGAAGACGACAUGGGUACUGCACUGAGACUUCUAAACCAUGUCAGCCCAAUUCCGAAGUUCCUCCAUUUUACAUCAAAUGAGAUGCUGUUGAGGGCAUUUGAAGGAAAAGACAGGGUCCAUAUCAUAGAUUUCGACAUAAAGCAAGGUCUACAAUGGCCUAGUCUGUUUCAGAGUCUAGCAUCUAGGCCUAAUCCUCCGAGCCAUGUGAGAAUCACAGGCAUAGGUGAGUCGAAGCAAGAGCUGCUGGAAACAGGCGAUAGACUGGCGGGAUUCGCCGAUGCCUUGAGCCUUCCUUUUGAGUUCCAUGCAGUUGUCGACAGGUUGGAGGACGUGAGACUGUGGAUGCUUCAUGUGAAGGAGAAGGAAAGUGUAGCCGUGAAUUGCAUUCUCCAACUACACAAGAUGCUUUACGACGAGAACGGUGGGGCCUUGAGGGAUCUACUGGGUCUGAUACGGAGUACUAACCCCACAGUCGUUGUGAUGGGAGAGCAGGAAGCCAUGCACAAUGAAGCCAGUCUGGAAGCGAGGGUCUGUAAUUCUCUGCGCUACUACUCCGCCAUCUUUGAUUCGAUUGAUUCUUCUCUGCCAUUAGAUAGCCUGGUUAGGAUCAAAGUAGAGGAGAUGUAUGCCAGGGAGAUCAGAAACAUAGUUGCUUGUGAAGGAAAUGACAGGUUGGAGAGGCACGAGAGCUUCGCGAGGUGGAGGGGAUUCAUGGAACAUGGGGGGUUUCGAUAUGUGGGGAUUGGAGAAAGAGAGCUGCUUCAGAGCCGAAUGCUGUUGAAGAUGUACGCCGGUGAGAAGUACAGCGUUGAGAAGCAAGGGGAAGAAGGAGCUGGGCUUACUCUCAGGUGGUUAGAGCAGCCUCUGUACACUGUUUCUGCGUGGGCACCUGUUGAUGUUGCAGGAAGCUCCUCUUUACCUCAGGUGCCAAGUUGAUUAUGGGGAGUCAUCUUCAUCUUCUUCCAUGGAUGCCAUGCAGAAGGGUAGCAUUCCAAUUCUUUCUAUUUCUAGAUAGAGAAAGCUAAAUUUUAACUCAUUCUUUCAUUCUUUCAUGCAGUUAGAGUUAGCUCAAACAGCAAACAUAGCUUGAUACAGAGUUCUUUUGUUCUAAGUUCAAAUUCAUUACAGUUCCAUUUGUUAUUUGGAGUCUAGAUUGAUUUUAUUCUUUCAUUCUUUUUAGGAGGGAAGGGUUCAGAUAUUCUUUUAUGUAUGUUGAAAUUCUUUAAUAGCAGUGUCAGUUUUUUUCUGCUUUGUUUGGGUGGGGAUUAUUACUUUUUCCAUACCAUGUAACUGGGAAUUUGAUUUUAUUAUGUAUGAAAUGAUUUCAUUGAGUUGUGGUCCUACCAUGUAUUUGCUUUCUAUUGUACA
Nelumbo nucifera (sacred lotus) is the source of this 3346-nucleotide messenger RNA. RefSeq names its product GRAS family transcription factor. The record is from RefSeq and is a predicted model, not a curated record. NCBI's taxonomy places the organism in Eukaryota, Viridiplantae, Streptophyta, Magnoliopsida, Proteales, Nelumbonaceae.